AUGCCCGAAAAGGUUAUUAUGGGGAUAGUCAACGACGAUGGUUCUUAUUACUGUAUUCCAGGCACAAAUGAGUCUGGUCCUUUACCGGGAUGCCUUCCAAUGGAUUUCCCUACAUGGGGUUAUACUAUUGGUGCCUUUGCUAUAGGUGGUUUCUUUGGUAGCCUUGCUAGUAAAUACACAAAUGUUUGGUAUGGUCGUCGGGAUAAUAUUAUGAUUUCUUGCCUCUGGAUGAUUCUUGGCGGUGUGCUAUCUGCAUGUUCCGUGAAUCUCGUUAUGUACUCAGUCGGAAGAGCCCUUGUAGGUUUCGCUUCUGGUAUGUGUGGCUCUUCUGUUGCUAUAUAUGUUUCUGAAAUAUCUACAAAUAAGAGCCGUGGUGCAUUAGGGUCUUUGUUUGAACUCUUCUUGAACUUUGGCAUUCUGUUUACCCAAAUCUGCGGAAGGUAUAUGGCCUUUGCUCCGGCAUGGCGUUUUUUGUGGGCAAUUCCUUCAAUAAUUGCUGCUCUCCAAUUGGUCUUCUUGUUCUUCUUCACCGUUGAAUGUCCUCGUCGUCUUUGUGCAAAUAAAAAAUAUAAUGAAGCUUGUGCUACUCUUCAAAAACUCCGUGCUGGCGCUGAUGUCGAAGAAGAGUUUGCUGCUAUGCUUGCGGCCCGUGAACGUGAGGAUGAAUCCUCCCAAGAAGAGAUGUCAAUGUGGGACAUCAUUUCUUGUAAAGACAAAAAAAUUACAUGGAAUACUGUAAUUGUUAUGGUCAUUCAAGCUUUCAACCAAAUUGGCGGUGUGGGACCUAUGUCUGUUUAUUCCGUUGGUUUUUUCACUGACUUGUUUGGCGAUGCGACUUUAGCUGUAAAUAUAUCUCUUGCCGAUGCAACAGUAAAUAUUGUGGCCACGUUAGUUGCUGUUAUUUUUAUGCAUAAAGUUGGUCGUAAAGGCUUCAUGAUGAUUUCCACUGGCGGUACAUGUAUCGCUUCUGUCAUGAUGGUUCUUGGAUCCACACUUACUGGUAGUAACGGCUCACAAGGAAUCGGUGGUCUUGCCAUUGCAGCUGCUAUUUUAUUUACUGGGUCAUAUUCUAUGGGAUGUGGCGUUAUCCCUUGGAUGAUAGCUCCAGAGCUUUUACCAAUGCACGCACUUGCAUCUGGUUCAGCACUUGGCAAUUCUUCUAACUGGCUAUUUAAUUUCGUUAUUAAUACCAUUUGGCCAAAAAUGAAUGCCGGACUUGGAACUUAUAGUUUUGUUGUCUUCAUCGUCAUUAAUUUGUUUGGUUUCCUUUUCGUAACCUUUUGUAUGCCCGAAACCACUGGUAAAGAUCUUGACGAUAGGAGUACCAGAAGUAGAGUUACCGAUUCCGAAGCGUCGGAUCAGGAAAAAUAUAAGCCUGAUCAUCCAACAUUAAGUUAA
Mucor mucedo is the source of this 1398-nucleotide messenger RNA. Its product is annotated as general substrate transporter. The coding region runs from base 1 to 1398 and encodes 465 amino acids. The transcript is spliced from 2 exons. Gene Ontology annotation, biological process: monosaccharide transmembrane transport. Gene Ontology annotation, cellular component: membrane. Gene Ontology annotation, molecular function: hexose transmembrane transporter activity. The record is from RefSeq and is a predicted model, not a curated record. NCBI's taxonomy places the organism in Eukaryota, Fungi, Mucoromycota, Mucoromycetes, Mucorales, Mucoraceae.